Messenger RNA from Trichomycterus rosablanca, 1089 nucleotides. RefSeq names its product protein DVR-1-like. Bases 1 to 1089 code for a protein of 362 amino acids. The record is from RefSeq and is a predicted model, not a curated record. Gene Ontology annotation, molecular function: growth factor activity; cytokine activity. NCBI's taxonomy places the organism in Eukaryota, Metazoa, Chordata, Actinopteri, Siluriformes, Trichomycteridae. The transcript has 2 exons. Gene Ontology annotation, cellular component: extracellular region.
AUGGCAUCUUUUAACCUUUUAUUCCUGCUUUUCUUAAGCACGUUUGAGUUCGUGAGCGCUGAGAACGCGCAACUUCAAGAGCGACUGUUUUUAAGUGCUUUGGGGCUUUCGAGUCGCCCGAGGCCGUCAAAUCACGCUUCAGUCCCCUCGUUAUUGUGGAAAAUGUUUAAAAAAGCGGAGAUGAAGCGAGAAGAAUCGGAUCCAUGUACAGUACCAGAGUAUGGAGUGAAAGGAAACAUCGUCAGAUACGUUUUAGAUCAAGGUAGCAUGAUUUCCGACAGAAGUAGCCCGGCCUGUAUGGAGCGACGUCUGUUUUUCGACAUGUCUGUGCUGGAAGAUGUGGAGCAGCUGUCUUUGGCGCAGUUGGAGAUAAAAUUUAAGCAUAACUUGUUCCCUACAACACAGGGUGCAGGGUCACAGGCUUUUAGCAUGCAGUUGUAUCGAGUUGUAAGACCAACGUUAAAAGGCAUGGCUCACGAGUCCAGCCGCAGACUGUUUCUCUCACAGUCGGUUCAUUACAUCCAUGGCACCAUACGCUUUAACCUGACUGAUCUGGCUGAGUCGUGGAGAAGGCCAGGCAAAAAUUAUGGUAUGGUCCUAGCACUGAAAUCCACUCCAUUAGGCAAUGAGCUAGACCAGACUGACUGCAGCACCCAGAGCUCACAGGUGGAAAUCCCAGAACUGGUAGCAACACUUGUGGUCGUAUCUCUGAACCCUCAUCAAUGCAGAUCGAGGAAGAAACGAAGUGCGCACUAUUUACCCGUCACUCCCAGCAAUGUGUGCAAACCGAGACGGCUUUACAUUGACUUUAAAGACGUAGGCUGGCAGGACUGGAUAAUCGCUCCUCAAGGCUACGCUGCCAAUUAUUGCCAUGGUGAGUGUCCAUUUCCUUUAAGUGAGCGCUUAAACGGGACCAACCAUGCCAUUCUGCAGACCCUUGUGCACUCGUUUGACCCGAAGGGAACCCCUCAGCCAUGCUGCGUGCCCAUCAAACUGUCACCCAUCUCGAUGCUGUACUAUGACAACAAUGAUAAUGUUGUGCUCAGGCAUUAUGAAGACAUGGUGGUAGAUGAAUGUGGUUGUAGAUAA